ACCCUCAGUUUCUACGGGCAUUGCUCCAGGCGGAGGCUACGGCUCGCCUGUCUCCGCCAUGUUCUCUUGCUGCCUGCUAACUCCCAGAUUGCGACUUGUACCACAACGAUGGGAUCAAGGAAGAGGCCGUGUGUUAGCGGCAGCUGCCAGCGAGUAGGUUAUACGUGCACGUCUCACCGACACAUCACAAACCGGCGAAGCAGCAGAGGGGAGAGAAACCACGAUGGGGAGGAGCGGCGGCGAGGCGGCGCGGAGGAGGGAGUUCGGGAGCAUGGACGAGUUCUGGGGCUUCUACCUGAGCCAGCACUCCAAGUCCGGCACGCGGCGGUGGCACUUCUUCGGCACGCUGGCGUCGCUCGCCUGCGCGCUGCUCGCGGCCGCCACGGGCCGCGCCGCGCUCCUCCUCGCGGCGCCCGCGCUCGGGUACGGCAUGGCGUGGUACAGCCACUUCUUCGUGGAGGGCAACCGCCCCGCCACGUUCGGCUACCCCGUGUGGUCCUUCCUCUGCGACCUCCGCAUGUUCGUGCUCAUCCUCACCGGCCGCCUCGACGCCGAGCUCGCCCGUCUCCGCGUCCGGCCGCCGCCCGACGCCACGGCGGCCUCUGCGCACCGAGACUGAUCCGUCUCGAUGUUUGUCUAUCCUGCCUACGCUUAGCGUACCCGAUGGCCUAAAUCAAUCGUACCAGCGAGCAGUUCAUGGUGAUAUCAAAUAAUACCAGCGCGUAUGUGUGUUUGCUCUGCCAGCGAGCAGUUA
Messenger RNA from Phragmites australis (common reed), 754 nucleotides. RefSeq lists its product as uncharacterized. The record is from RefSeq and is a predicted model, not a curated record. Lineage: Eukaryota; Viridiplantae; Streptophyta; Magnoliopsida; Poales; Poaceae. The transcript has a single exon. Bases 224 to 619 code for a protein of 131 amino acids.